UCAUUCUCUUCUCUGCUUCACUCGUUGUUGUUGCUCAGCAAUCAGCAUUCAAUGGCUGCUCCUGCAAACGACGUCGUCGCUGUUGAAAGGACAUUGCUCAAGCACGUUCGCGACAACGUCCAUGGCAAUAUUUUCCUUGAGCCGAUUUUCUUGAAAUUUGUUGACACCGAACAAUUUCAGAGACUUCGUGAUUUGAAGCAACUAGGUCUAACUCAUAUGGUUUAUCCUGGAGCUGUACACACUCGUUUUGAGCAUUCACUUGGUGUUUAUUGGCUUGCCGGCAAAGCUAUUGACAUAAUAAAAAAAUACCAAGGCCCAGAGCUUGGUAUUGAACAUUGCGAUGUGAUGGCAGUAAAGCUUGCUGGAUUACUGCAUGAUGUUGGCCAUGGUCCCUUCAGCCACAUGUUUGAGGGCAAGUUCCUUCCCCGGGUCUUUAAUGGUGACAAAUGGUCCCAUGAGAAAAUGUCAGCGAAGAUGAUAGAUUACAUUGUUGAUGAACACAAUAUUGAUAUUGAUCCUGAACUCCUCAAGAAAGUGAAGGAAAUGAUCACUUCAAGCUGUGGCAGUCCUACACAAAAUGGAAAGGGAAACCAGUUCUUGUAUGAUAUUGUGGCAAAUGGUCGCAAUGGAAUUGAUGUUGAUAAGUUUGACUACAUUGUUCGUGAUUGUCGUGCUUGUGGCCUAGGUUGCAACUUUCAGCCUGAAAGAUUGAUGGAGACAAUGCAAGUCAUUGACGAUGAAAUAUGUUAUCGUGCCAAAGAUUAUCUGACAAUUCACAAGUUAUUUGCAACGCGGGCUGAUUUGCAUCGAACUGUCUAUACACAUGCAAAAGUACAAGCAAUAGAAUUGAUGGUCAUAGAUGCGCUGGUGAAAGCAAACCCAUAUCUCGAUAUUGCCUCCUCAAUUCAUCAACCAUCUGAAUUUUGGAAGUUAGAUGACUCGAUUCUUAAAGCAAUUGAGAUUUCUCCUCGAGAAGAGCUCAAGGAAUCCCAAGAUUUGAUCCGACGCAUUCGCAGAAGAGAUAUAUACCAGUUCUGCAAUGAGUUUUCGGUACCAAGGGAGAGACUUGACCACUUCAGAAACAUCACACCCCAGGAUAUUGUUUGUUCCCAGACAAAUGGCAUAAAUUUGAAAGAAGAUGAUGUUGCUGUGAGCAAUGUUAAAAUUGAUUUGACAUACGGAACCGAAAACCCUCUCGAAAGAAUUAAAUUCUUCAAGGAUUACGAGAGCAAAGAAAAGUUCCCAAUCCCAGACUAUCGCAUCAGUCAUUUGUUGCCAGCUUUCAACGAAGACAUCAUAGUGAGGGUAUACAGUAAGAAGCCUGAACUGGUUGGUGCUGUUUCUGCUGCCUUUGAAAAUUAUCAGUACAAGAUAUUUGGAAGAAAAGCGCAAGUACACGAAACUCCUGAGAAGAAGAAACGCGGAAGAUGCCAUAAUUAGUAUGUCUAACCUAUUGACCCCCCUCCCCUUCCCUCCCCCAGCUUUGAAUUUGUAAAUUUCUACUCACAAGUCUCUCUCAGAUCAGACGAUAUACGUAGGUACUAGGUAGUGCUCUUAGUUAAAAUGGUAACCAUUUUACGUAAUGAAUUGUGUAUAUUAUAUGUGUAGAACUGAUAUUGUGAAACGAUUUACAUAGUGGUAUAAUCACAUUCGUUUUUAGAUAU
This is a messenger RNA of Arachis duranensis, 1664 nucleotides long. RefSeq lists its product as uncharacterized. Gene Ontology annotation, molecular function: dGTPase activity. The record is from RefSeq and is a predicted model, not a curated record. NCBI's taxonomy places the organism in Eukaryota, Viridiplantae, Streptophyta, Magnoliopsida, Fabales, Fabaceae. Gene Ontology annotation, biological process: dGTP catabolic process. The transcript is spliced from 19 exons. Bases 52 to 1440 code for a protein of 462 amino acids. Gene Ontology annotation, cellular component: nucleus.